This is a messenger RNA of Colletotrichum fioriniae, 528 nucleotides long. RefSeq lists its product as uncharacterized. NCBI's taxonomy places the organism in Eukaryota, Fungi, Ascomycota, Sordariomycetes, Glomerellales, Glomerellaceae. Gene Ontology annotation, cellular component: cytosol; nucleus. The record is from RefSeq and is a predicted model, not a curated record.
AUGGGCUCCAUCCCUACUCCUGACCCAGUCCGACUGGCUAUCCUCGUUACCGAUGAGCCGCUGCCUAGCGUAUCGGCUAAGCUAGGCCGCUUCGACACCAUCUUCACGACACUUCUCAGAAAUGCAUGCGAAAGCCUUGCCCCACGGCAGGCGCCGGAGUCCCAGCUCGCGCUGACUUCGUACAACGUGGUGGCUGAAGACGGUGUGGAUGCCGCUUACCCCGAGCCUGAGGAUGUCGAUGCCGUGCUCAUCACGGGAUCUCGACAUUCGGCUUACGCGGACGAUGAAUGGAUUGUGAGGCUGACGGCUUUCACCCGGAGGCUUCUGGAUGAGGGCCGUGUCCGCGUCAUUGGUGUUUGCUUCGGGCACCAGAUCGUUGCUCGCGCCCUUGGUGCACAGGUUGCUCGGUCUCCCGGAGGUUGGGAGCUGUCUGUCACGAAGCUGGAGUUGACAGACGAGGGCAAGGAAGUGUUUGGAUCUGAGAGCCUGAUCCCUAGAUCCCAAGCUAUGCUGACCAUGAGGCAUUGA